UCAUUAGACAUUUUAAAAAUAGCCUGGUAGAAUUAUUGUUCUAAUUAUUUAUAUUAACAUGCAGGUAUCAAUGACUAAAUCUUUUGAAAAAUGCUUCAAGUCUUUUACAAGGUUUAAGGGUAAUCUGUCAGACCUGCUCAAUGAAACUUAUUGAAUCUUUUACCAAUGUCAGAGUAUCUUUUGUAAUUCAGACUUCAUCAUCUGUUGGAUCAGCACCAACUUUGGUUACCAUGGUAACAUCAAUGCCCACAGCUGUCACCACUUCUGGUUUAUCCUUCACUUCAUCAUCACCUUCAUCAUCUACAGUCACAUCAGAGUCAGUGACUUCCCCCAGUACUGUUAUCACUGGUUCAGGAGGACUCUUAUCCCCCAUCAUAGGAAUCACCCCCUUUGUACAGGGAGGAGUAAAGACUCAACCUGGAUCUAACAUCAGACAGCCAUCCUCUGUUCCUCUUCUACAGAUCCAGGGACAGCCUGGUAUACAGUUAGUGGGUCUCCCUCAACAGAGGGCGCCAGGGAAGUCAGGAACAGGGGUCGUGACCUCCCAGUCUGGUGGUAAACCAGGGUCAUCCCUACCGACAACAGUGCAGCUGACAGCACAAAACAUUUCCGGACACCAGUUAGCUACCCUGUCUCAGUUCAAACCUAACACACCACAAGGGGGCGCAGUUCCCCAACAACAUAUGCUACAACUACAGCAGCUUCAGUAUAAACAGCUACAGCAGAUCCAAAUCCGUCAGCCGCAAGCUGCUGCUUCUCCACCUGUUAGUAAACCCAAGAGUAAGAAACGGACCACACCAAAACCCAAAACAACACAAACAACACCAAGACAACAGGAAACGGACCACACCAACCCCACCCAAACAGUAGAAACAAACAACCCCACCCAAACAGUAGACAAAAACAAGCCCAAGACAACAGGAAACGGACCACACCAACCUCACCCAAACAGUAGACACAAACAACACCAAGUCAGCAGGAAACAGACCACACCAACCCCACACAAACAGAAGACACAAACACAACAAGAAACGGACAACACCAACCUCACCUAA
Saccostrea cuccullata (small rock oyster) is the source of this 1055-nucleotide messenger RNA. Its product is annotated as mucin-5AC-like. NCBI's taxonomy places the organism in Eukaryota, Metazoa, Mollusca, Bivalvia, Ostreida, Ostreidae. The record is from RefSeq and is a predicted model, not a curated record. The transcript has 5 exons. The coding region runs from base 141 to 1055 and encodes 304 amino acids.